Molecule: messenger RNA, 2616 nt
Organism: Xenopus laevis (African clawed frog)
Lineage: Eukaryota; Metazoa; Chordata; Amphibia; Anura; Pipidae
Gene: vgll1.S
Product: vestigial like family member 1 S homeolog
Exons: 4
Coding region: 159-845 (228 amino acids)
Biological process (GO): regulation of DNA-templated transcription
Cellular component (GO): nucleus
Source: RefSeq, a predicted model, not a curated record
AGAGCUGUCAGGUAGGCUGAGCAUUUAUUUGCAGAUAAAGGAGCUGAAGGAAAGAGGACACACCAGCCAGCACACAUCAGGAUCAUGCCCAGUGCUAUUACAUAGGAGCCAGGCAACCCACUGCUCAUCUGAAAAGACCGUGAUCGGGAAUUAGAAACAUGGAAGACCUCCAUAAUAGCUCUUCGGAAUACAAAACAAAAGAAACUCCAGUGAAGACGGAACUAGGCUCCCGCUGUGUAGUCUUUACCUAUUAUCAAGGGGACAUUAAUAGUGUUGUUGAUGAACACUUUUCUAGAGCCCUAAGGACUAUAAAGGACCCGCAGGACUUAAGCAUUAAACAUCGAGGGGAUGACUACCUUUCAAAGAACAUGAGCAGUAUGGCAACAGAUGAUAUGAACUGGACAAGGCCUUAUCAAGCAACACCUCCUGUAAGGAUGCCUGCGUCUGUCUUAACUCCACUACCUUCUACAUCAGAACACUAUGCUACAGUUUUCCAAACACAUCCCCAUCAGGCAGCAGACAUUUGGCCACUUUAUCAAAUUGGGCCCCAUAAUCCCAUUGCCCCAGUUUAUCAGCACUCAAUGUCAGAUUUUCCUAUGGUCCCUGGCACUGGCCCUGAUGGCAAGCCUGGCUCUCUUCUAAGUCUACUACAGCAUGAAAGAUAUCCAGCUCCCCUUCAAGAAUCAAUAAUUAAGCAGGAGAUUCUCGCAUCCACAUCAGCAGGGAUGUCUGCUCCAGAAAACCUAAAUCCAAGGAUGAAUCCUCAAACAGAUCUGCAUUCUCAGGACAGAAGAAAAGACUAUUUUCAUCCUCAAGAUCGAAGGAAGGAUUUAUACUUUUAUUAGUUUUCUCCCUCCAUGGAUACUUUUGUAAAUUUGUUGUAAAGUACCUUCAAAAAUCUUUUUAUUAAAGUUGGACAUCCUUAUUGGACGAGAGUAAAUAAUGUACUGUCGGCUUUCGCAUGGAGCAAAUGGUUUCUUCUUAUUGGACACCGGAAAGCAAACAAGUAUUUUUUUGUGUGCACCCUGCUUUGUUUGGACUCAAUUUCAGAAUCCUUAAAGAGGAAAAUGAAUCAUGUUUUCCUGUGUUCUUAGACAUACCUAUGUAUUGUACAUUUUACUUUCUACCUUCACUAUUCAUAAAAUUUACUCAAAAGGGUACGGGAGGAAUCCGAGUGUAGAAAACAGGCCCUGCUUAGUAAAAUUCCUGCUUAAAGCUGUAUUUAAUUAUUUUGUUGUUUAGGAGAUUAGCAGUUACCUAUUAUGUAUUUCUAAGCUUUCAUUAGUAGUCUAUUAAAUAUAUGUUAAGUGCUGUUAAUACUAGGCACGACCCUGCCUGUGGGCCCUAGACUGAGGGUCCCCAACAUUUUAUCUGUUGUGUAAUUGUAUCUUUAUCUGUAAACCUCAUUCAAAUGUAAAACGAUUUGGGGAGCAACACAAGCAUGCAAAAAGGUCUCGUGGAUGUCAAAUACGGACUGUGAUUGGCUACUUGGUAGCCCCUAUGUAGACUGGCAGCCUACAGGAGGCUCUGUUUGUCAGUACACCUGUAUUUCUGCAACCAACACUUGCUUCAAAACCAGGAAUUUAAAAAUAAACACCUCUGGGGCCACUGGAACAACAUCCAAGGGGUUGGUGAGCAACAUAUUGCUCACAAGUGACUGGUUGGGUAUCACUGCUCUAGACAAACAAUCAGAUCAGUUAGGGGGGUAUGCUGAUCUGUCUGCAUCCACAAACCUACUAUGGUUUUUCCAUUCUACCCGAUCAGUAUCUGAGUGAGCCAUAAUCAGAUAUUAAUAUGGUAGGGCCUUAUUUUGGGUUCAAACAUGCCCCUUCAGUGAGCUGCCAAACCUGAAAAGCUGUCUGUCUAUCCUUUGGUGUGAGAAUUCAGCUACUAUGUAAAUAUACACAUGCAAAAGAGAAGGUUCUGUUUAUAUUCUAACACAUAUUUGUAUGCAUCACAACCGUCUAUGGCCAAAGCAGCUAUAUUUGCACAAUGUGCUCUUGGCAGUCUAUUCUACUAUGCAGUAUAAUUAAACUCUGAGCCGGACUCUCUCUCUCCUAUCGCUGGGGGUAAAACAUUCGAUAACAUCUACCAGCAGUAUUUUAUUAAUAUAGUUGAGUAGCACACAUUUUUAAAAAUGUAUUUGCAAGGAAAUCACACUCCGGUAAUGAAGUAAACACACUAUUAAUAUACAGUAAGUGGUAAAAUUGCCAGUUUUCUAAACAUUUUGCUUCAAAGUCACACGCAGUCAGUAGGAACUAGACAUAUUUUUAAUACUAUUUCCAUGUAGCAUGUAAUCCAUCUGUAAAUAUCCUACCUCAAGUCUAAUAAUUAAAAAUAUUUUCUGGACAAUACUACUACUGGCAUAACUGCACUUUUCAUUGAGCAACAUGGUUCCAUGUUUUGUGGAUUUGUAUUGAUUUUUAUUGUGUUUCUAGUGGGGUAAAUAAGAGAUGUGGGCAUUCUAUUUAUUUAUAUGCUUAUACAUGUAAUCAGUUUUUGAAAAAUAAUUUCCCUUAAAAAUAAAUCACUUCUUGAAGACAGUUUUAAUGUUACAAAUUUGUUUGAUUUACUGUGAAUUUACAUAAUAAAUCAUCCCAGAUUUCUUCAUUGCAA